Molecule: messenger RNA, 6684 nt
Organism: Blepharisma stoltei
Lineage: Eukaryota; Ciliophora; Heterotrichea; Heterotrichida; Blepharismidae
Source: the annotation of a GenBank genome assembly
AUGAAGACGAGAAGCCCUUUGCAUACACAAUUGAAGCCAAAUGCAAAGUUCAUAAGAUCUACUCUAAAUUCCUUAAAACACUCAAAAGACCCAUCACAAAUCUUGGAAAACCUGAAAAGCCAAGAGUAUCAAUUAGAUCUUAUAUCCAAGGAUGAAUUAGUCACAUUGCUGAAUGAAUCAUAUUCGCUGAUAAAAGAAUCAGGCCAAGGAUUUCUGAGUUUCUGCGAGUUCAUUAACUCCAGCUACUCAAUUCGUGAUGUCAUACUUCAACGUCCGCUACAAUGUGGGCCACAGAUUAUCGCAACACUGUCAAAAGAAUUACAAAGAGGGAUACUGAAGCAAAGCGUUUUACUGAAAACUUUAGGCACUUUCUGCUACUCAGCUUGCUUCAACAAUUACAAAGUAGAAAGCGCAGUCUUAAGCGCAGUAAUUCCUUACGCAAUUUAGGAAUAAAAUGAUGUCGUUGAUGGAAAAUGGACUGCGAGCCUCGCUCCCUAUAGAGCAGGUAGGACCUAUUCAACCGAGCUGAAUUCCAGUGCCUUUGUGCAUAUAUUUGAGUUUGGGAAUACCUGCCGAAGAAAAAUGCUUGUUUCUCCCAAAAAUUUUCCUGUUUCUGCUAAGACGACACAAAUUUUCCUACCACAGUAUUUCCUUAUCGGGAUUGUGGUUCACUUUUCAAAGUAUGGUUCUGCCCCCCAAUAAAAUAGUCCUGCAUAUGGUUCAGAUUGGAAAUCAAAAAUGCAGCUUUCCAUUUCACUUAUUCGAACUCCAAAAUCAAUAUAGACUUGGCGUUUUGGAUCCAAUAAAAGGCGAUGGAUAGCGGUUUCCGUUAUGGUCAAUAAUUUUAAUGUAUCUUACCUUACUGCAAUUUUGAAUUUGAUGAGCAGACUUGCAGACUCGCAAUUAACUGCAUUGCUAAUAUGCUUUCAAAGUCAGAUGUUGCAGCUGUCCCUGCAAAAGAAAUUCUUCUCUAUUUUGUGGAGCUUUUAAGCUCUAGCACUAAAAUUGAUUCGGUGCACACGUACAAAUUAUACUGUAAUGUAAUGAGGGCAAUGCAGUUGGCAUUGCCUCAUUUUCCAAGUGAAGAGUUAAAUAAAGUGCUUUCUUUGGUGCUUACUAUGAAAAGAAUUAUCUAUUUAUGGCCUUCAUCAGAGUCUGAUCGGCCAAAAGAAGUUCUUUUGUCUUUAAUGAGCAUCAGCACAGAAGGGUCAGACAGUGAAAGCAAUUCUAACACCGAUGAUUUCUAUUAUAACAAAAUAAAGUGCUCUGCUUUAUUUUGCCUUCAAAUACUUUUCAAAAAAUAUUCAAAACAGCUGUUUUCAUUCUGGCCACUUUUCUUGCCUUCCUUUGAAGCUCCUCUCGACACAUUGUUGUCUAAGAAAUCACUGAUCUCACUUUUCGCGCAGGAAAAAUCAGUUAAAGUAAAAGCAGCUAUAGCUUCAACUAUAUCGAUUUUAAUCGAAAGCUCGCCUUUAAAUACCUUCCUGACUGAAGCUCCUGUUAUUUCUUCAAUGUUUAGUUUAAACCAAUGCAUAAAGCAAACUAUAUCUAAUUUAUUUGAAACUAUCCCGCAUUUUUUGGCUCAAGAAAAAUGCACACAAAUAGAAUGCUCGUUGAUAAAAGUUUCAAUUUCGCUCCUGAGCUUAAUGAGUGGCUAAGCAUAAAACUCACUCUCACUCUUCCGCCCUCUUUUCAUAUUAACAGCCUAGUCUUAAUAAUAAAGAAUAUGCUUAUUUUUAUGAUAUCCUAAUUCAAAUUUUAGGCUGUAUGUUAAUAUUGUACACACUAUUUAGAAAAAUUGAGAAUUCGACUGGAUUCAUGUUUAAAAUAUUAUAUUUAUCUAUUAAAUCCAUUAUUAAUUAGAAUAAAAAAUUUCGGUGUAUACUUAGAUAUGAAAUGAGGUAUUUAAUAUAUUAGCAAACAUGCUAGAAAUAGAGUAAUGGCAUAGAAGCAAAUAUAAUGCAAUAUCUCUUAUAUUUUAGUAUCAAUACUAGGCUGUUUGAUUUGAAAGAGGGUGAAUAGGCAUGUUUCAUACUUACUCCCCCCCUCGAAGUUCGACCAAGAUUUUUUUGGUCGAACUUCGAGGGGGGUUAAGAAAAAUUUUUUAAAAAAAAUUAUAUAGAAUUUUUUUUAUAUAAUUUAGUAGUUAAAAAAAAAAAAAAAUUAUCAUAUUCUCUGUAUGGUUGAGAGGGUGUAAGGGUUAGAAAAAAUAGUGCAAGAUGGUUUUCUAACGCUUUUUUAGAACUUGAAUACAAAAAUCGCAUAAAUAAAAUGGCAUUCGGUUCGAGAGAAAUUAGCUUUGCUAAUUUUCUCUCCCUCAUGGAAUUUUAUUUAUGGGGUUGGGUUUUCUCUCGAGAACUUCUGCACAGCAAUAGCUGUUUAACUUUGGGGGAUAACCAAAGGAACAGCUCCUCAGUGCGCUCAAGAUUUCGGAGUUUUAUCUCUCAGCACAUCCCCACGGGAGGAUGACCCUUAGGCGGAGCACGCGCAGGAGCUGAGUCGGGCAAGGGCGACAGCAUCGCGCCGGGUGAGACGUGCGGCGAAGAAGGGCGAAGUGCAGGUGAAGGCUUGGCCGGUGGGCUAACCAUCGCGAUUCCAAGAUGGCCCGGCAACGUCAUCAAUUUUCGCUAUAACUCCAUUUUUAUGGGGUGCGGCACUAGACACCUUAAAUACCAGACACUAAGUUAAGGUAAGUUAAGAAUACAAAAAUCGCAAACUCACCCCCACAUAGUUUAAAAAUUUUUGAAAAAUUGCUUAUUUUCCUAGUAAAUUUAUAUAGGUCUUGGUCGAACUUUGAGGGGGGUUAAUUUUCCAAAAAAAUAGGAAUUUUCCCUAUAUCUUGGUCGAACUUCGAGGGGGGGGAGUUAGCGAAAUGAGGAUUGAAGCUAUUGACAGAAAACACAUCAAAGCUAUGAUAAAAGCUUUCUUUUCUAAAAUCAGCAGCAAUGAUUUGAACUUAAAAUCCGCGUUGCUCUCUGUAUUUGCUGCUUUAUUUAGUGAAAGAAAUGAGGAAGCAAGAUUCAUUUUGAGUCCACAGUUUAUUCAAGGCAUAUUUUAUGCAGACGAUUUGCAUUCUGAAAGACUUCAAGUUUUUGAGAAAAUUGUAAAGUCAUUUCCAGAAGUAUUGAUAGGAACUGAUAUGUGGCUAAUAGAAAUUUUAUCGAAGUUUAUUAAUAGCGAAGACCAAAAAGUGCAGUCAAGUGCAUUUGAUGUUAUCGAAGAAAUUAUUAAAAUAGGGAAAUCACUUUCUAUAAUGCUAUUUGUAGUAGACUUAACGUUUAAAGCAAUGCAAAACAAUGACAACGAAAGAAUGGCAUUAUGCUUUACUGCGCUAUCCUCAGCCAAUUUAUAUCCAAUGCUUUCUAUUUCUCAGCUUGAACAGCUUUUUUCAUUUAUCAAAUCGCUACAAAAAUUUAAAUCGAAUCUUUUUCCAUUAAGAUGCAGUGUGCUAAAAUUAAUUGGGUCAUUCGCUAGAAACAGUAAUUUGCCAGCUGAUUAUUUUUCUACAAUAAUAAACUUUACUUUAUCUCAUAGCACAUCAGGAAACCAAAAUCUUUACAUCAGCUGCUCAUAUGCGCUUUCAUUUUUAUGCACUAGCAAGCAGUCGCUAAGCUGAAUUCCAAAUAUCACAUCCAUCCUUGAAGUGAACAGCAAAAACAAAAAGGAAAAAAUUGGGCUCUUUCGAACGAUAGAAGAUACGGUGUUUCCCUAAAAUCCGGAUAUAUUAUUUCAGUAAGUUUAAAGUUUCUAUAUAUCAUAGUUAUUCGGAUUCAUUGUUUCCUGCAAAUACUAAAAAUCAAAAUUAAAUUUACUAUUAAAUCAAACGGUAGAAAAAAAUUUUCCUACUCAUUUAUACACAAGAGAGGCGUAUUCAUUAAAUUACAGAAUUAUAGGUCAUGAAAUAACGAACCUGUUCUUAUACUACGAGAAAUAUUCAGUCAUUUCAUGAGAAUAUAAGCCAUGGAAAUCUAUAAAAUAAGAGAAUAAGGAGUCUAAUAGUAAAAAAAUGAUGAAUGCUUAUAUUAUUAGUUUAAAUAAGUCAACGUGAUAUUAAAUAUCAGAUCCAUUUGUUUCUUAAAAAACGAAAAAGUUUCGUUUUUUAAGGAAACAACGGUUUGAUAGAUAUGAAAAGAUAAUUAUGAAAACUGCAUUCCUAUGCGCAUUUUGAUGUCAAAUAUUAUUACAGAAACAUAUAACAAUACGCGCACGAGACUAUCAAAAAACGGAGCAAAUGCAAGCAAUCUUUUGCAGAUCAAUUUUCUGAUUUUAUAGACAUAUAAAUAAGAACCUUUUACAAACUGAAAAUACAAAUCCGUUCUUUCAUUAAAUUACGAAUUAGUUCAUUCCCUAAAAAUUUCCGGGAAUUGGAGCUCCUUAAAAAAAAAACUUGUUUUAUGCUAAAUUUUUGAACCCAUUUUUCAUAUUUCACUGUAUUAAUUGAAGAAUUAAGAGAAAUUACUAAUAUUUAGUAUUUCUAUUAAAGAGAGAAACCCUUUCAGCUUGCUGUUGCAAUCUAGUAGCCACUGAAAGUAGAAUACCACUCAAUAAGCUCAGAGUUUUACCUAUCAGCAUAUCUCCACGGGAAGAUAACCUUUAGGCGGAACACACGCAGGAGCUGAUUUAGGGCGAGCGACGGCAACGCGCCGGGUGUGAGACGUGCAAGCGACUGGAGACUAACGUUGGCAGAAUGCUUGGCCGGUUAGGCUGACCACGCGAUUCCAAGAUGGCUCCGUGACGUCACUAGUUUAGCUAAAAUUCCUUUUUAGGGCUGCGGCGCUAGACACCUUUAAACACCGAAUAAUUAAGCAAUAAGUAAGUAAGUAAGAUAUUUUGUAUGUUUGCGCCAUUAUAUUUUAUAAUGGCGCGAAAAUUAUUAAAUAAUUUGCACAUAAAGUCUGUAAACCAUUUAAUACAGUAUUUUUAAAUUUUGAUAUGUGGACUGCGAUAUGGCUUAUUAAACCUGAGGAUUUUAUAGUAAAAUUUUAAAGUAUUGUAUUUUAUAUAGCGCUUUCCCGAGGAUGGCGCGGAAUGGCGCCAUCCUCGGGAAAGCGCUAUAUAUAAUGCUAACUGUAAUAUUGCUGUAGAACGUCUUUUUGGCAGGACUUCUACAAUAAUUUUUGCGUUAAUUUUAAUAGAUAUAUAAGCUAUUAAUUUAUUCAUAAUUACUCAAGCAAGAUAAUUGCUAUUUAAGAAGCAGAUACAGUGAAAUAUGAAAAAUGGGUUCAAAAAUUUUAGCAUAAAACAAGUUUUUUUUUUUUAAGGAGCUCCAAUUCCCGGAAAUUUUAGGGAAUGAACUAAUUCGUAAUUUAAUGAAAGAACGGAUUUGUAUUUUCAGUUUGUAAAAGGUUCUUAUUUAUAUGUCUAUAAAAUCAGAAAAUUGAUCUGCAAAGAUUGCUUGCAUUUGCUCCGUUUUUUGAUAGUCUCGUGCGCGUAUUGUUAUAUGUUUCUGUAAUAAUAUUUGACAUCAAAAUGCGCAUAGGAAUGCAGUUUUCAUAAUUAUCUUUUCAUAUCUAUCAAACCGUUGUUUCCUUAAAAAAACGAAACUUUUUCGUUUUUUAAGAAACAAUGGAUCUGAUAUUUAAUAUCACGUUGACUUAUUUAAACUAAUAAUAUAAGCAUUCAUCAUUUUUUACUAUUAGACUCCUUAUUCUCUUAUUUUAUAGAUUUCCAUGGCUUAUAUUCUCAUGAAAUGACUGAAUAUUUCUCGUAGUAUAAGAACAGGUUCGUUAUUUCAUGACCUAUAAUUCUGUAAUUUAAUGAAUACGCCUCUCUUGUGUAUAAAUGAGUAGGAAAAUUUUUUUCUACCGUUUGAUUUAAUAGUAAAUUUAAUUUUGAUUUUUAGUAUUUGCAGGAAACAAUGAAUCCGAAUAACUAUGAUAUAUAGAAACUUUAAACUUACUGAAAUAAUAUAUCCGGAUUUUAGGGAAACACCGUAUCUUCUAUCGUUCUAAAGAGCCAAAAAUUGUUUCCAGCGCUAUUAUAUCAGUUGGAAAUCUUUUCGAAAUUUUUACCUAUGACGAGCUAGGAGAUAAUUUUCCAAAACUGCUUGGCAUAGUGAUUAAUGGUCUUCACCAUAAAAACUCUAAAGUUGGAUGGGACUCGUGCAACACCUUAUUUAAAUUCUACGAUUUCCAUAAAGAUAAGUUUUAUAAUAUGUCUGAAAAACUGAUACCAAUACUUAUUAAUACCAUUAUUCAUCACCACAACUACCGAACAAGAAUUAGUACUUGCCAGAUUUUGAGAAAUUAUAAAGAAGAGCUAUACUCUUAUGAUGCAGAAUUGCUUAUUUCACUAAUAGAAAAUUUAGAGUCCGACAAAGAUUUAAUGGCUCUAGAUGCAACUGUAUUAAAAUAUCAAAGAUAUUUCAGGCAAGAGCUAAUACACACAUUGAUGCUUUUGGUAGUUAAUCGGCAAACCCUUGAUGAUGCAUUUGUAAAUGCUAUUGGGGAUAAUUUGUUUUUAAUUUAUGAAUGAAUGGAAAAACUAUUUGAAGAUUUUGAUGAAAAUCAUGACAGAAAUAGCCAAGAUAAGUUAAGUGAAAAAGAAUGAAUAGGAAACUUGGCGAAAGGGCUUGGCAAACUGAUCGAAUGGAUUGAGGCAACAGAUGAAAUACAAGUUUCAUUUGGACUUGCAGAAGGAUUAAAGAAUCUCUAUAAUGUAUAUCUAAUGUAUCUUAAUGCUUAA